GUAUACACAUAGUGUGCUGUAUUGCAUAGCAAUGUUACCUCCCUUCGCGACCUCAUAUAUAUCAACAAUUGCUAACAUCUAAUACAAAGAAAACGUUUAUAAAGCUGAGGUAUUUAUCACUGCAUUUCAUUCUCGAGUUAAAACUUGCCAGAACAGUCCUCUUUUACGUCCUCCCUCUUUCUACUGUAUUUGAAGAUUUUCUUCCUGAAUGGCUGCGUUGUGGUGGAAAAUGUCUAGCAGCAUAGUAUGGCUGUUUCUCAUAACUGCAAAUAAAAUUGCUGAAGCUGACAACAUCUUGUUUUUGUCAUGGCCACUGUUUAGUCAUGCACAAGGUAUGAGUUAUGUCGCUAAAGAAUUGAGCAAAUAUUCUCAUACAUGUUACUACCCCAUGACAGAGAAACUUGCUGAGCGUUUCAAGUCCUUUGAAGGGAUAAAAAUUAUACCCAUGAAAAAUAAUCCAAGAAUUGCCUACUUUGAGAAAUUAUCAACCCAACAAUUUUUAAAGAAUUCUAAUAUAACUUGGAAAAUGAUGUCACAAGAAAUCCAUGAUAUUUGUGACAGCUUUUUACUGGACCAGGAAUGGUUUCAGUCGCUAAAAGCAGUCAAUGCUACAAUUGCUGUUGUAGAUUAUGUUUUUAUGAGUAACUGUCUGACCAUUAUACCAUACAAGCUAUCUAUUCCAUAUGUAUUCCAAGGAAUAAGCGCAGAACAUCAGGCAGUUACUCGAAUACCAUGGCAUGCAUCUGUUUUUCCCAACAUGCUGACACUUUAUACAGACCAAAUGAAUUUCUAUGAAAGAUUGGUAAACCAUAUCUUGACAGUGCCUUCAUAUUUUCUCCCACUAUUGGGAAAUCCUGCUAAAAGUGUUAAAGCUUACGCUCCAGAGAAACCUGAAAUAAGUUUUGAAAAGUUGAUGAAUCAGGCUGCUUUAUAUCUUCAUGAGUCUGAUGUAUUAUUAGAAUUUGCAUCACCUUCACUUCCUAAUGUUAAACAUAUUGGUGGCCCAGCAACACGACCAGCAGCACCAUUGAAAGGGGACCUACAUAAGUUUGUAGAAAAAUCUAAUCAUGGAAUCAUUGUUGUUUCAUUUGGCAGUUUUCUGGACACCUUCCCAGAAGGACAUUUAGAGAAGAUGGAGAUUGCUUUUAAAGAAAUAAAAUAUGAUGUCAUUUGGAAACAUCCAGCUCCAAAGUCCAUAGCAUCAAACAUCUUCUUAACAAAAUGGCUACCACAAAAUGAUCUUUUGGGUCAUCCAAAAACAAAACUCUUUAUUACACAUUGUGGUAAUAAUGGACAGUUUGAGGCUCUCUACCAUGGAGUGCCUAUGCUUGGUUUUCCAGUCUUUGCAGAUCAGUUUCACAAUGGACGUCGAAUACAAGUAAAGGGAUAUGGAAUCUCUAUGGAUAUGUUUAAUUACACUAAAGAUGAGCUUGUUUCAACCAUUAAUGAACUGAUUGUAAAUCCCAAAUAUAAAAACAAGAUUAAAAAAGCAAGUGAAAUAUUCCGUUCUCGUCCUGAGAGUCCUGCUGCAAGAGGUGCACGCUAUAUAGACCAUGUUAUUAAAUAUGGUGGAGACUACUUAAGAUCAUCCUGUCAAACUAUGCCACUUUACCAAUUUCUCAUGCUAGAUAUAUAUGCUGUGUUUCUGGCUGUAUUUAUUGUCUCACUGUGUUUGGUAAAAUUUGUCAUUCGAAAAUGUUAUCGAUGUUGUUGUGUAAAAAAGAAGAAAAUGGAUUAAAAUAAACAAAAAUAAUCUUACAAUUAUAAAUAUUUUAUAAAUAAAGCAGUAAAAAAAUC
Messenger RNA from Octopus bimaculoides (California two-spot octopus), 1797 nucleotides. RefSeq names its product 2-hydroxyacylsphingosine 1-beta-galactosyltransferase. Gene Ontology annotation, molecular function: UDP-glycosyltransferase activity. Lineage: Eukaryota; Metazoa; Mollusca; Cephalopoda; Octopoda; Octopodidae. The record is from RefSeq and is a predicted model, not a curated record.